AUCUCGAAACCAGAGAGAGAGAGAGAGAUAAGACACAUCCAUUGGCAUUGUUUACGCCCACCAACGGUCAAGAUUCCCUGUAAACUUUCCACCAAACCCAUCCUCGCCCUUCAUCUCUCACAGUUUACUUUAACCACAGUUCUCCAACCCCACCCCACCCCACCCAUAGUUGAAAUCUUCAACCAUGGUUAUGAUUGCUUGGUGUUCCUUUCUCUGUCUGAAAUGAAAUGAAAAGGAUCUACUCCAGCUGCUUUAAACACCAUUGACUCCUCAAAGAGGGAGACAAGAGAGAGAGAGAGAGAGAGAGAGAAUACAAGAGGUGGAGUCUGUGGAGACUAUGGUUUGGGGUUUGGUUUCUCUCUCUUUGAUGAUCACUCGAGAGCUCCUUCUCCUUUUCCAUCUAGGUCAGAUUCAGUACAAGUGGGAAAUUAGAUACUCAGAUCUACUAUGAAUUCCUACUCAUCUCUUUUGUUUUCUUCUCUGUAAUCAUCACUUUUUCAUUUCAACAUCAUAACUCCCUCCCCAACUAAUCUCUACCCGUUUUCUUCUUAUCUUUAUCCAAUAACCUCUUCUCUUUCCCCUUCCCUCGAUUAUUAUCAGUUUUCUUUCGAUCCAUUAUUUUUAUUUUUAUUUCUAUUUCUAUUUCUAUUUCUAUUUCAGAUCUAAUCUAAAAGACCAGUUUGUGCACGAUUUUUCUUUCAUUUUCCACGAAUCCUUAGCUCUAGCCUAGUUGUCAAGAUCUGUUUCCCGAUCUAGUUAAGAAAAAAAAAAAACAUUUUUUUCCUGCCGAUUCAUGAACUGUUAGCCUUUUAGUUUCUUAGCUCUGAUAGUCAACCGUAGCUUUUUCUGGAUUUUUUUUUAGGUUUCGUCGAUUCAGUUAGUAUUAGUUUUGUGCGUGUAGACUGAAAUAUAGCCUCUUGAUCUGGGAAAAGCAGACUUUUUUUGUAGUCUCUUCGAUCAACUUCGUCCUUCAAUAAAACCGUAUGUCGAUUUUAGCAAUUAUUCGUUAUUGAAGGAUGAAUUACUUCCCAGAAGAGGUAUUAGAACACGUAUUUGACUUCCUGACGUCACACCGGGACCGAAAUGCUGUCUCAGUGGUGUGCAAGUCGUGGUAUACGGUGGAGAGGUUCAGCAGAGAGAGGGUAUUCAUAGGGAACUGCUACGCGAUCAGCCCGGAGAGGUUGAUCGACAGGUUUCCUAGGGUUAGGUCACUAACUUUGAAGGGGAUGCCCCAUUUUGCUGACUUCAAUUUGGUGCCUAACGAUUGGGGAGGGUUUGUGUACCCGUGGAUCGAGGCCAUGGCCAAGAGUGGCGUGAAUCUGGAGGAGCUGAGGUUGAAGAGGAUGGUGGUUUCUGAUGAGGGGCUUGAGCUGCUCUCUCGUUCUUUCGCAAAUUUCAAGUCUUUGGUUUUAGUUAGCUGUGAAGGGUUCACCACUGACGGCCUCGCUGCUAUAGCUUCCAAUUGCAGGUUUCUGAGGGAGCUAGACUUGCAAGAAAAUGAAGUUGAGGAUCACAGAGGCCAGUGGCUUAGCUGCUUUCCUGACAGCUGCACAUCACUUGUCUCCUUGAAUUUUGCAUGCCUUAAAGGAGAAGUUAAUUUGGCAGCUCUUGAGAGACUCGUGGCGAGGUGUCGGAAGCUUAGAAGUCUCAGGUUAAAUCAUGCAGUGCCUCUUGAUUCUCUUCAAAAGAUAUUGGCACAAUCACCCCAAUUGGUAGACUUGGGCACUGGGGCCUUUGUUAGUGAUCCUAAUUCAGAGUCAUACCACAAACUACAGUCUGCAAUUCUGAAGUGCACCUCAAUUAGGAGCUUGUCAGGAUUCUUGGAGGUUGCUCCUCGCUGCUUGGAUGCCAUCUACCCAAUUUGCUUAAACCUGACUUCCCUGAAUUUGAGCUAUGCUCCUGGAAUUCAUGGUAGCGAUCUUAUAAAGCUAAUCCGUAACUGCAGGAAACUUCAGCGCUUAUGGGUACUGGAUUGCAUCGGAGAUAAAGGCUUAGAGGUUGUGGCAUCCACAUGCAAAGAAUUGCAGGAGUUGAGGGUUUUCCCAUCUGAUCCUCAUGGAGUAGGGCAUGCUGCUGUAACUGAAGAAGGCUUGGUGGCUAUUUCUGCUGGUUGCCCCAAGCUUCAUUCAUUGCUUUACUUCUGCCAGCAGAUGACCAACGCUGCCCUAAUUAAUGUGGCCAAGAAUUGCCCGAACUUUAUUCGAUUCCGAUUGUGCACCCUCAACCCCACAAUACCAGAUCCCGUGACCUUACAGCCGCUGGAUGAAGGCUUUGGGGCUAUAGUUCAAUCUUGCAAGCGUCUCAGGCGGCUGUCGCUCUCUGGCCUCCUGACGGAUCAGGUUUUCCUUUACAUAGGAAUGUAUGCCGAGCAGCUUGAAAUGCUUUCCGUUGCAUUUGCUGGUGAAACCGACAAGGGAAUGCUUUAUGUUUUGAAUGGAUGCAAGAAGCUUAAGAAGCUAGAGAUCAGGGAUAGCCCUUUUGGUAACGUGGGGCUUCUAAUGGACGUGGGAAAGUAUGAAACAAUGCGAUCCCUUUGGAUGUCGUCCUGCGAAGUUACCCUUGGAGGCUGCAAGGCACUUGCAAAGAAGAUGCCGAGGCUUAAUGUGGAGAUCAUAGAUGAAAACGGCCUAAUAGAGGUUAACCCUGAUGAUGAUGAUAGACAAAAGGUUGAGAAGAUGUACCUGUAUCGGACACUGGUUGGGCCCAGGAGAGAUGCACCAGAAUUUGUGUGGACGCUCUAGAUGAUGAUGCAUCAUGGGUAUGUGUGGAUUCAUAUUACAUUGGUUUGGCUGGGCCAAUUGUUUGAUGUUAUAAAUUAGUUGUAUUCUGUUGGGGAAAACAAUCUCAAGGAUUUUUAGUAUGCUAUUGUUAAAGUAUCUGCUUUUUCAUGUAUAACUCUGGUAAUAAGUACUGUAAUAUUCUCUCAA
Molecule: messenger RNA, 2927 nt
Organism: Rhododendron vialii
Lineage: Eukaryota; Viridiplantae; Streptophyta; Magnoliopsida; Ericales; Ericaceae
Product: protein AUXIN SIGNALING F-BOX 2-like
Exons: 3
Coding region: 1017-2741 (574 amino acids)
Biological process (GO): SCF-dependent proteasomal ubiquitin-dependent protein catabolic process
Cellular component (GO): SCF ubiquitin ligase complex
Molecular function (GO): protein binding
Source: RefSeq, a predicted model, not a curated record